GGGAUGGAGGAGCUGCCAGGUGAAGAAGUCUGGAGAUGUCUAGGAUGUGGGGACAGCAUUGCUGCUGGCCAACGCCUCUACAAGACUGUCAAUGAAGCUUGGCACGUUUCCUGCUUCCAGUGCUCUGAAUGCCAGGAUCCCCUCACUAACUGGUACUAUGAGAAAGAUGGGAAGCUGUACUGUCACAAAGACUACUGGGGCAAGUUUGGGGAAUCUUGCCACGGCUGCUCUCUGCUGAUGACUGGGCCUGUGAUGGUGGCUGGCGAGUACAAGUACCACCCCGAGUGCUUUGCUUGCAUGAGCUGCAAGGUGAUCAUCGAGGAUGGGGACACUUAUGCGCUGGUGCAGCAUUCCAGUCUCUACUGUGGCAAAUGCCACAACCAGAUUGUGCUGACGCCCAUGAUAGAAAAGCACUCCACAGAGUCCCUGCGUGAGCAGCUGCCUUACACCCUGACCCUCAUCUCCAUGCCGGCAGCUACUGAUGGCAAGAGGGGGUUCUCUGUGUCUGUUGAAGGUGGCUGCUCCAGCUAUGCCACCAGUGUCCAGGUGAAAGAAGUUAACAGGAUGCACAUCAGCCCAGACGUCCGGAACGCCAUCCACCCUGCCGACCGCAUCCUGGAGAUCAACGGAGCUCCCAUCCGCACGCUACAGGUGGAGGAGGUGGAGGAGUUGAUUCGCAAGACCAGCCAGACGCUGCAGCUGCUGAUCGAGCACGACCCUGUCUCGCAGCGCCUGGACAGGCUCCGGCUGGACUCCCGGCUGCCCACCCACAUCAAGCCACCCCUUUCCCCACGCUCCCUCUCUCCGCUGGACAUCAAGGAGAACCUGGAGGGAACUCUGCAGCGGCGCUCCCUCAGACGCAGCAACAGCAUCUCCAAGUCCCCGGGCCCCAGCUCACCCAAGGAGCCGCUGCUCCUGAGCCGGGACAUCAGCCGCUCCGAGUCCCUGCGCUCCUCUUCCAGCUGCUCCCAGCAAAUCUUCCGGCCCUGCGACCUGAUCCAUGGUGAAGUCCUAGGAAAGGGAUUUUUUGGACAAGCAAUCAAGGUGACUCACAAAGCAACAGGAAAGGUGAUGGUGAUGAAGGAGCUGAUUCGCUGUGAUGAGGAGACACAGAAGACUUUCUUGACAGAGGUGAAGGUGAUGCGCAGCCUGGAUCACCCCAACGUGCUGAAGUUCAUCGGGGUGCUGUACAAAGACAAGAAGCUGAAUCUGCUCACUGAGUACAUCGAGGGGGGCACACUGAAGGACUUCCUCCGCAGUGCGGACCCAUUUCCCUGGCAGCAGAAGGUCAGCUUUGCCAAAGGAAUUGCCUCAGGAAUGGCUUACCUGCACUCUAUGUGCAUCAUUCACAGAGACCUGAAUUCACACAACUGCCUAAUCAAGCUGGACAUGACGGUGGUGGUGGCUGACUUUGGGCUGUCUCGGCUGAUCGUGGAGGAGAGGAAGAAGCCCAGUCUGGAGAAGCCCUCGGCCAAGAAGCGGAGCCUGCGCAAGAGCGACCGGAGGAAGCGCUACACCGUGGUGGGCAACCCCUACUGGAUGGCCCCCGAGAUGCUCAAUGGACAGAGCUACGAUGAGACAGUGGACAUCUUUUCAUUUGGGAUUGUCCUCUGUGAGAUAAUUGGCCAGGUCUAUGCUGACCCUGACUGCCUGCCGCGCACGCUGGAUUUUGGCCUUAAUGUCAAACUGUUCUGGGAGAAGUUUGUUCCUGCUGACUGCCCUCCAGCGUUUUUCCCUUUGGCUGCUAUUUGCUGCAGACUGGAACCAGAGAGCAGGCCCCCCUUUUCCAAGCUGGAAGAUUCCUUUGAAGCUCUCUCCCUGUACCUGGGAGAGCUUGCCAUUCCCCUGCCAUCCGAGCUGGAGGAGCUGGACCACAACGUGAGUGUGCAGUACGGCCUGACCCGUGACAAGCUGCCUGAGAGCACGACCUAG
Messenger RNA from Indicator indicator, 1932 nucleotides. It is a transcript of the gene LIMK2, whose product is annotated as LIM domain kinase 2. The record is from RefSeq and is a predicted model, not a curated record. Gene Ontology annotation, biological process: actin cytoskeleton organization; protein phosphorylation. Lineage: Eukaryota; Metazoa; Chordata; Aves; Piciformes; Indicatoridae. Gene Ontology annotation, molecular function: protein binding; protein serine/threonine kinase activity; ATP binding. The coding region runs from base 4 to 1932 and encodes 642 amino acids. The transcript has 16 exons. Gene Ontology annotation, cellular component: cytoplasm; nucleus.